This is a messenger RNA of Penicillium samsonianum, 960 nucleotides long. Its product is annotated as alpha/beta fold hydrolase. Lineage: Eukaryota; Fungi; Ascomycota; Eurotiomycetes; Eurotiales; Aspergillaceae. The record is from RefSeq and is a predicted model, not a curated record. The transcript has a single exon. Bases 1 to 960 code for a protein of 319 amino acids.
AUGGAACACUUCCGGCAUACCGCUGACAUCGGAACCCACUCCUUAAGCUACGCGUUGCGAGGCCUUCCUCGGCAUCCCGGCGCUCCACUAGUGGUGGUACUCACCGGGAUAACGAGCAGCGCACUAGAAUGGAGCGCGGUGUCUCGCCAUCUCGAGCACGAGGCAUCCAUGCUCCUAUACGAACGGACCGGCUACGGUCAGAGCGAAGCGUGCUUAACGGUGGAGCCAGACUCUUUGACCAUUGUUGACGAGCUAUCUAGGCUGCUGAUCGCUGCGGCACUCCCACCACCGUACCUAGUGGUUGGCCAUUCCUGGGGCGGGAUCCUCGCGCGGGAGUUCCUGGCCGCGCGCGGGCCCGAAGCGAUCUGCGGGAUCGUGCUGGUGGAUGCCGUGCAGGAACGGAUGCUCUUCGAGACAUGGCCCGAUCCCAACAUCACCGCCGCCACGGCGGGGCUGGACUACAUGGAGGUCGUGGGGCUGCACCGUGAUCACGGGCUGACUGAGUCCGAGUGGGCGGAGCUGAUGGCCGAGGAAGCCAGCCCUCAUCACGCACGCCAGGCCGUCCGGGAGCUGCCCUAUUUGCAGAUCAGCCGCGGCGUCUUAGCCCAGAAGCAGCAACUUCGCCCCGGUCGGGAUUUGUUGCACGGUAAGCCGCUCAGUGUGCUCCGUGGCAAUUCUCUCCGGGACCAGGAGCGGAUGUACCAUCGGGGCGUGGCCCUGGGGUUGGGAACUAACGCCCAGCGAGCGACCUUUCGCGACUAUCUAGCCCAAUGGGACCACGGCGAGGAGGCUUUUCAACGUGAGCUCCUGAAUCUGUCGACCACCGCGCGCUUUUCCACAACAUCCCAGAGUGGCCAUAAUAUUCAGAUCACCGAGCCUGAACGAGUCGCCGAUGAAAUUCGCUGGGUCCUACGGCGGAUUUCAUCUGUUGCCUUUCAUCCAUCACCAUCGCCAUCUUAG